AUGGCGCAUGCCAGUGCUGACAACCCAGAACCGCAACAUGACAUCUUUGGCACCCAGAACACCUACGACAUGGACCUUCCGACCCGUGUUCCUCCAGCGCGGCCUCGUCUUACCUUCAACGCCUCAGAUACCAGCCAGGAGACUCUUCGUCCUACCGCGACCCCUCCUAUAUCUAUCCCAAUUCCCUUCGAGAACCCCGCCAUCCCUGAAUCAGACGAAUCCACCGAGGCUGUGCUAGAUAGGUAUAUGCGAAACCGCGAGGCUUCUAUUAGUUUUGAUGAUGAGAUCAAGUUGGACUCGGGAGUGCGUCAAAGCAUCCAAGAACCUCUUCGCCAUAGCCCUUCAAAGGAAGAUCAAAGAGGAAGACCCUUCUUGAUGGCCACAGAACAAAGGUCCUAUCGAGCCCACAGUGAGUCGGAACGGUCACACUAUGAUCAGAUUACUGGCCGACACCUGCCCCAGUAUUCCACCAGCCCACCACGAGAGCAAGCCCGCAUUGGCGAAGCUCGCUUCCCUCUGCUACAGAGAACCGUUGAUGACAUGGCUCGAGAAUCUCAGAUCGACCUCUCCACAUCACCCAUGGUCCCUCCCUCUGCAGAAGUCGUUUCCCCGCGUUAUGAAGCGAACUAUGGGCUCUCCCCUACUGCCGUCAUGUCGCCCAGCGAUGGACAAGCCUUCUCUUACGAUGAGCCGCGGCAGUUCCGGCGCACUGCGUCUCAGCGAUGGAGAGAUGGCGAAUUCUCGGCAUCACCUCAAGACUUUUUUUCUCGAGCAGGAAGUCUACGCAAGAGCAUGCACGACAUUGCCGGUCGAGCUUCACGCCAAAACACCUCGGGCUCUACAAAAUCACCAAGGUCGGCCGCAUCCUCCUAUCUACGUGCCUUUUCACUCAGCAGCGGUACCAAUGGUGAUGGCAUUGACAUGGUUUCACCCUCCGUGGAUGGUGAAGGGCAGACCAUUGGCGACGACUAUGUCCUUGGCAAGCGGAUCGGCUUUGGUGGUUUCAGCACCAUCAGAGAGGUGACCCAGCUUCAGGAUGGAAACCAUCGGAAGCUCGCCGUCAAAAUCGUGCGCCGGCGUUUGGCCGAUCAGAGUGAGCUUGAGAACGAACAAGCACAGGCCGAGUUUGAACACGAAGUGGAACUUUGGCGCUUCCUGAACCAUCCUAACAUCCUCCCACUCGAGGCCGUCUAUAAACUUGACGAAGCAACCUUCUGCUUUAUUCCUCUCAACGUUGGCGGAACCUUGUUCGACCUCGUACGAUCCCACCGCAAAGGUGUUCCGACUGAAAUUGCAAAGUCCUACGCUUAUCAGCUUGCAUCGGGCUUACGGUACCUUCAUCUCGAUGCACGGGUGGUCCAUCGUGACAUUAAGCUUGAGAACUGUCUGAUUGAGCCUACUUCUGAUGGGCAGCCUGGUUUACUCCGCAUUUGCGACUUCGGCAUGGCCGAAUGGCUUUCCAACGAUCACGGCUCUGGGCCUCCGAGUCCGUCAAUGGACUCGGAUAGACCACCGCAGAAACACAUUGGACCAGCAGACACCUCAACAUCUGCCUUUACUGGAGGAAGUCUCGAGUAUGCGGCGCCCGAGAUACUUCGAACUGCAGAGCGACUUGAUUCAUCCGAACCAGCCGAACGGGCUAUCGUAUCUCCCGCAGUUGAUGUCUGGGCAUAUGGUGUAUGUAUCUACAGUAUCGUGGUCGGCACUCGACCGUUCAGCGACGCUUUCCAGCCGCGUGUCACGAUGAAGAUCUUAGCGGGUGAGUGGGACCGACAGAAGCUCGCUGACAGAGGUGGUGAUGAUGCGUUUGAGCUGGUCAGCAAUUGCCUAGCAAUGGAGGACUCUUGUCGAUGGAACAUCAGCCAGGUAGUUGAGUCGUCCUGGUUAGAGGAGUACGCGGCAAAUGAAGACUCCCCGCAGUCCACCACAGGAGCAUGGCGACUCUGA
Messenger RNA from Exophiala bonariae, 1947 nucleotides. RefSeq lists its product as uncharacterized. Gene Ontology annotation, cellular component: cytoplasm; nucleus. The transcript has a single exon. The record is from RefSeq and is a predicted model, not a curated record. Gene Ontology annotation, biological process: peptidyl-serine phosphorylation; protein autophosphorylation; intracellular signal transduction. NCBI's taxonomy places the organism in Eukaryota, Fungi, Ascomycota, Eurotiomycetes, Chaetothyriales, Herpotrichiellaceae. The coding region runs from base 1 to 1947 and encodes 648 amino acids. Gene Ontology annotation, molecular function: calcium/calmodulin-dependent protein kinase activity; calcium-dependent protein serine/threonine kinase activity; ATP binding.